AUCCAUGGUUACUUGAUAAUGAUCAUUUUUCUUCUCCAUUCGAUGAAUUUAUGACUUCAAAACAAGAUGUUCAUUCAAAUCCUUUCCAAGCGAUAGAUGAUCUUGUAGAUAUGUCGAUUGGAGCUACUGAGGCGAUGUUAGAUUCUUUAAAUUUUGAUAACUUUAAUGAUGAGGAUUCUUCUGUUACUACCAUUGAAAUUACCAUCGUAGGGUCACCUGAUUUGCCAAGUAACGAAAUUGAAUUUCCUGAAAUAGAUGAUAUAUCGAAGAUAACUCUAGAUGACGAGUCUAUUCAAGAUCAGCAAAAUGAGCAAUAUGAUCCUUUUAUGGAUUUGUCAUUCCAAGGUUGCGAACCUGACGACGAAAACUCGAUGAUUCCUACUAUUGUUUCUCUAGAAAUUCCUCAGGAUUCAUAUUCAUAUAAAGGUGAUAACGGUGAUAAUGAUGAUGAAAACGAUUCAUUCUUCAACCAAUCCAUUUUAGAUUAUCUGUUUAGCCCAUUGUUUGUGAUUUUUAUAGUUGUAGCUGCUUUAGUGGCCGUUAUUCCUGUUAUUCUUAGCAUAAUAAGAGGAAAGAAAGAAAAAAAAUACGAAUAUUUUGUUGUUCACGCUACUGAUGAAUGUCAAACUGCAGAUUUAGAAAGUGCGACAUGUGUAAAGAAAUAA
Molecule: messenger RNA, 665 nt
Organism: Racocetra fulgida
Lineage: Eukaryota; Fungi; Glomeromycota; Glomeromycetes; Diversisporales; Gigasporaceae
Source: the annotation of a GenBank genome assembly